GCUUACCGUUGAGGGUUUUGGUAGUACAAUGUAGCUAUCUUCGUGAAUAUUUAUGAUUCGUAUUUGUCUUUUUUAGUUUUUGUGAUAAAAGUUGUGCUUCUGAAGUUAAACUUCAGGAAUACUAUGACUGAGCUUUCAAAGAAGACUGGGUAAAAGUUCAAGCCACUUUUCAUUGUGAAAGGUAUAGUGCUACACAACCGUCACGAACCUUCUUAAGCGAUUCAUCACAUGAAAAAGUAUUAUUUUACCACUUCUAAAGAGCCUCUGCCAUUACCAAUUCAUAUUAGUGGAUCGAAAUGGGAAGAGUAGAAAUGGCGUGUGCCGACGAAUCGUUGUAAGACGAGGUAUGAGUUUGCUGCGGUGCAGAAUAUUCCCAUUGAGGGCACUUGAGACUCUGAUGAUGGCCAUGGUAUUCUGGAUACCAGCAACGAACAACUUCCCCACAACAGGGACCAUGAGGACUGUGCGUAUUGAUCUUUUCGUAAGAAAAGCAAGUUCUUUACAGCAGCUUAAAUUUUUUAGAGAAUAUCACGUUAUUGACGCUUAAUCUGUUGCACCAAUGUGAACAGCUGCAGGAGCUCCAAACGUCUCGGAAUGAAUCUUCAGGGGUGGUAAAUUUACCAGAAGAUGCCCAACAAAUUUUAGAGUUGUGCUUCUCUACGGUGUAUCAUUUUUUGCAAACCUUACUGUGUAAUGAAAGGUGUGAAUCUAAUGACACGUGAAGAAAAAGAAUUCAACUCAUAGUGUAUAUUAUUAAUAGUCCAUACCAUACAGUAUUUUUAAGAUACUUUCUCAUACAUAUAUUAAUGAUCCACUUAUAAAAGGAAAAUAUUUUUUAUGGGACUAUGUUUUUUUUAUGAAAUCAUUUUAUGCCAAAGGACUCGUCGCUGACGUGUUCAUACUUACCCUUGCGCAAAAUGAUCUAUGUGUUUCUUCUAUCACUGCUAGUAA
Messenger RNA from Phytomonas sp. EM1, 951 nucleotides. The record is from the annotation of a GenBank genome assembly. Lineage: Eukaryota; Euglenozoa; Kinetoplastea; Trypanosomatida; Trypanosomatidae.